GGGAGAUGCGAUGGCGAGGGGAGAGAGAGACGUGCAUGAGGGGUCGAUAGUGGCCGAUCGCGCGGCUUCCACAUCUUCUCCCGCCGGGUCAGCUUCUAUGCUGCGUUUCCUGUUUUUCUGCUUUAGUCGGCAUUGUGCCAGGCCGGGGAUGCAGGAGGAGUGUCGUAGCAUGACAUGGCUGGGAAAAUGCGAUGAGUCUGUCCCGUUCGUGCCGUGGUCGCCUCCUGACAGAUUCCCGCACCGCACAUAAGUACGGUGGGUUCUCUCUCUGUUUCUCCUGUCGCUUGGUUUUGGAAAUGGGGAAGCUUACAUCUGUCUCUCAUCUGUCUCUAUCAGCUUAACUUUUGCGGUUUUGCUCAUUGCUUUUUUGUCCUAUUGCUUCAUCUCUGAGACGACGGCUACGAGACAGGAUGGUCUACUCACUUGCGUAUCGACGCCCGGCGUAUGUGGAGCCUGAGAUCUAUGCAUCGAGGCAGCCGGGGAGUGAGACGGAGGGUAAGGAGGAGUCUGUUCGAUCGGGAAGGUCUGGAAAGAAUGCAGGAAUUCCGGCGGCAUUGGCUUUUGAUAAAAUUGUCGAGGGAGGGACCUGUGCUCCAUGCACGCUCCGCGAUUUCAUGGACUACAUGCUCUACGUCGAGCACUCGGCUGAGAAUCUGAAAUUCUACCUCUGGCUGAACGACUACACCGAGCGCUUCAACAACCUCACCGAAUCCUCCAAAAUGCUCUCUCCACAAUACAUCUACGUCUCCCCCGAGCGCAACUCCCCAGUCACCAUGCCCCUCCCCGCUGUCCCCAAACGCCAAAGCUUUGCCAACGAAGUCUUCAAAGGCACCGUCUUCGACAACGACCCCUUCCGCACCCCCCGCUCCUCAGACUCAGACCUCACCGACCGCCCCGCCGGCUUCUCCCUCCCUUGGUCCAACGUCCGCAUCCCCGGCAGAAAAUCCCCCUCGCCCACCAAACCAAACCGCACCCUCGCCAUCUCCGCCUUCGCCGAAAACGGAAUGCGACCACCCUUCUCGACACAACCCUUCCGCGCCGAAAUCUGCCGCGUAAUAAGCACAUACCUCCUUCCCUCCUCCCCCCACGAACUCAACCUCUCCUCGCGCGACCGCGCCACCCUCCUCGCAGCUCUAGAACGCACCACCCACCCCUCGGCCUUCAUCCGCGCCCGCGCCGCAAUCGACGACUCCCUCCGCAACCAAUCCCAUCCCAACUUCAUCCGCUGGGCCAUCGCUAACGGAAACCCCCCUCGCAUCUCCUUCGCGUGGUGGGGCGGCAUCGCCUUGCUAUUCCUCGGUACCCUGGUGGCGAUGCUUCUCACACUAUCCCGCGCACCAAGGGGAUACAGAAUCCUAGCUGCGAUACCAUGGGUGUUCGGGGCGUCGACGUUCGGUAUGGCAAGGGAGGGAUUGUGCGUUUGUCUGCAUGCGAUGCGAGCGCGACAGGUGCGGCCGUGGGAGUUAUUCGGGGACAGCGAGGCGGAGGUGGAGAUGGGGAAGGCGGAGUUGGAUGGGAUGAGUAUUACGACUAGUGGGUUGAGUGUUAUGAUGGGUGCGGGUGAAGCGCCGUGGGUGGGACGGUAUAAGAAGAGGGGGUUGUUGAGACGGGUGUUUGAGAGGCAGGUUAGGGUUGUGGAGCCGGCGGUGAGGGAGGUGCAGAAUACGUUGUUUGUGCAGGCGUUGUUGGUGGCGGUGCUGGGGACGGCGGUGGCGACGGGGGUGUUUGUGGCGAUGCCGAGUGGGAAUUUCUUUUGAGUGUUUUGUUGAUGGUGUUUGGUUGAUGGUUUGGUGUAUAUUGAGGGCGUGCUUGGUGUAUAAUGGGGAGUGAUUGGGUUUGAUAUUCUUUUUUGAUGUGCGUUUGUCUAUACCUUUCUUCUUCUCUAAUAGGGUUUGCUCGGAGUACAUACGAUUAUAACGAGCUAUGAUGAGGCGCCCUUAUGGCGGCCAAAUAUAUAUGAUAUUUAUGACAAGUUAAGGGUAUCAGAUGGAGAUGUGGCAAUGGCCUAUCUUCGAUGUGAUUAAGGAGAAGUCUAGAAAGGAAAGUCUAGUCGUUUUGAUAUUGAUACUAGCAAUUUAAGAUAAUAGCUUUCGUCUCCUC
This is a messenger RNA of Pseudogymnoascus verrucosus, 2100 nucleotides long. RefSeq lists its product as uncharacterized. NCBI's taxonomy places the organism in Eukaryota, Fungi, Ascomycota, Leotiomycetes, Thelebolales, Thelebolaceae. The transcript is spliced from 3 exons. The record is from RefSeq and is a predicted model, not a curated record. Bases 411 to 1757 code for a protein of 448 amino acids.